GUAACGGGUUAACCAAAUUGCCAUAAAAUAUUCUGUUUCCCAAAGUGUUUUACUACCUGACUUUGUUAUAUUUUUGGCAGGGUAAGUGGGUGUUUCCAGCAUCUCAUACAGGUCCGAAAAUCUAACGAUUUACUGCCAGAGAUUGUAGGAAGGUGGGAGUGAGCACACUUAUCCAUCAUUUAAAUGUUUUAAAAUAUGUAUCAUUACCGGGUAAAAUGAUCUACCCAUGAGCAAAAUAUGAGCGAUAUAUAAGACAGUUGAUACUGUUAGCACCUUCAGUCUGCUUUCAGCUUGCCUGCCGAUCACUGUUGACAAGCCAUGCCCGAAAAAGUGAACCACAUUAGUGCGGAAGUAUGGCGGGAAUGGAUUCUAGAGGCGAUUUCUUCUAUACUACAACAGAAGCAAAGUGCAACAUUUACUCGUAUAUGUGGUGCGAUACAAAAACGCCAUAUGUUUCACGAGGAUACGAUUGCCACGGAGUUGAAGAGAUUAAUAGAAAUUGGAGCGAUCAGGACACUUGUGCGGCGUGAAAAAAUCGGCUAUCGUGUGGUGAAACGAUCCGGCACACAAAGUCAACAGAUGCAGAGCACGGGAAAAUUGUAUCCACCAUCGAACAUACUUUGUAUCGAGUGUUUAAAAACGACACAGAAAGGACCGAAUGGACAUAAGCCGGAACCGAUGAGUUCGUGUGUACGAUGCGGGAUAUCGCUGCAUGAUAGUUGUGCGAACAGGGUGAGCAGUUAUGAAUCUUCGUUUUCUCUAUCCCAGCUAGUAUCGGCUGGAAAUCGGUGGUUUUGUGAAGAAUGCAAAACUUGUGAAGGAUGUAACACCAUGAAUGAGAGUGUCGGUCGUGUAGCGCAGUGCGUUAUCGAAUGUGCCAGUUGUGGUUGUAAGUUUCACUUACAAUGCAUGAACCCACCAGCUCGGAUUGGGGAACGGAAGUUGCAGGAACGUUGGAGCUGUGUGAACUGUAUACAGUACAAACGAUUCAAUAACUCACCUAAACAAAUAGAACAGUGUGGUGAAACCAUUGCCGAACUAAAACUAAACACCGAUCGCAACAAGCAACCGAUCGAAAAGGAGCUGAUUGAUGGACGUGUGGAGGCGAUGCGACUAAAGUUGGGUGAUCGAGUGACAGCAGACGAUCUGGACGUGUUCCGUGAGGUGCUUCGCAUGCGAUGCAAUCUGGAGAAGGACAAUCUUAAACGCACACCGGAAGCCAUACGGCUAGGACGGCACGAAAUCGAAACGUGGUACUCGAGUCCAUUUCCCCAAGAGUACGCUAAGCUGAAGGUGCUGUACAUGUGUGAGUUUUGCUUAAAGUACAUGAAGACAAACGACGAGCUCGAUCGGCAUCAGCGUAAAUGCAUGCUGCGACAUCCCCCCGGCUGGGAGAUCUAUCGUGAUGGUGAUGUCUCGGUGUUUGAAGUCGAUGGAAACGAUCAAAAGCUGUACUGUCAAAGUUUAUGCUUGUUGGCGAAAUUGUUCCUCGAUCACAAAACACUCUACUUUGAUGUGGAACCAUUCCUGUUCUACAUCUUAACGGUACGGGACGAGGUCGGUCAUCAUAUGGUGGGUUAUUUCUCGAAGGAAAAGUAUAAUCAGCUGCGCUACAAUGUAUCGUGCAUUCUUACGAUGCCUCAGUAUCAGCGGCAGGGUUAUGGUCGAUUUUUGAUUGAUUUCAGCUACAUGUUGAGUCGUGUGGAACGAAAGCCCGGAACGCCCGAACGUCCUCUGUCCGAUUUGGGUCGCGUGUCGUACCAUCAGUACUGGUGUUCGGUGUUACUUGCAUACUUUUACAUCGAACGCAACGAAACGUUGACGUUGGAUAAACUAUCCCAAGACACGGGUAUGAUCGUUAGCGAUAUUGUUACGGCACUGCGAAAGCUUGGUUUCAUCAGGUACAGGGUUGAGCAUGCGGGUUGUAUACGUACGAAUCGUCCGUUCAUCUGUGUUGAUUGGCGUCGAGUGGAGCAGCAUCAUCAACGGACAGUGACUUCGCGAAGAAUGAUUGAGUUGCGUGAAAUUUGUCUACGCUGGAUACCCAACAUGAGGUUGAGUAUUGCAAUGAAACAGUUUAUGAUUGAUUUGUGCAAUAAACGAAAAGAAAACAGCUCUCCGGUUUCGAUGCAACCGGAAAGCAGGAAGAGGAAGCGAUCAACCCAAUCACACCAGUCAAAGCAGGAUGAAAUAAGUGUUGUCCAAGCCAGUGAAAGAAGCACAAAUGUGUCAACAUCAACACAAUUAGAUAUUAAAACAGAACAAUCUUGUGAGGAACACGAUAUCACAGUAACAAGCACCGGCAGGACAAGAUUUCGUUCGAAAAAGUACAGAGGUACAGACUUCGAUUUAUCAUUAUCGAUUACUACUGGAACACCUAAAGCAUACCGAAAAUCCAACCCUCAACCAAACACGGUUCCAGUCGUUAAAACCCGAAACUUGUUGCAGAACUCAUGUGCUGUCAAGGUUAAGUUACCGUUCAUUGUUUUGGUACCUUUGAAGAUUGAAACUAACGAGCGAUCAUUGUUGCUACCGAGCCGAACACCAACAUUCGACGUUGAGGACAUUUCCCUGGACAGUGUGGAAGCGUUUAUGGGCACACCGAAAAGUGAGCUUCAAAAAUCGUCGCCGGAGAAAAACUUUGGACCGGGGUUUACACCGAUCGCACCAUUUCGACGACAGGAUAACGAUGAUAGUCGAACGAUAGAUCGACCGAUAGCAACGGUUGAUGAAACUAGAGGUCUUUUCUGCACUCCGAAAACAACCCGCGGACGCAAUGCAAUCGGUCGUCGUAAGCGAAUGAUCAGCUUUGAGUCGCUGUCCGAGGAAACAAAUCCCAAACGUUUGCGGUUGAACGUCACGGAAGAGUCUGUACGACGAUCAGAAGUUCCCGAAUUGUGCCUAAAGGAAGCUGUCCACGAUAACAUGCAGAUCAAGCUGUGUGAAGAAAAGGUAAAAUGCCUCGAGAUGGAUCGAUCUACGGGUAGAAACAGAGCAAGUGUAGAUGGGGCCUGUGUAAAGCCGAAUAAAAUGCUAGCUUCGUUGGGUAGACCACUACCCAGAACCAUUUAGUGCUAGUGUAAUGAAAGCGUUACAUUUAGGUUUUUCUCAUAAUUCUACCUACAUGCAAGGAAUGGAUUGAUGUUGAAUAUGGCAAUAGAAGUUCCACGCAAAGGUACAAAAUGUGAAAGGGGAAAAUAUAUACCUGUAAAAUGUAAAAAAAAAACACCACACCCAUGAGCAUUACAAAUAAAUUUCUGCCCUUCCUACCUGCCCCAUCCUUCGUCCACCAGGUUCCGGCCCCAAAACACUGCCCCUUCGGCGGGGGGUUGUCAUUUCCGAGAUCAAUUUUUCAUUGGCACGUUGGUUUUCUUUAUAUCGAGCUUCUUGGCAACGCAUGAUUCGUUCUAGAAGGUUUUUGCCGUGCGUGAAUAUAGUGCCCGGUUUCCAUGUUCCGGCACUGCAUCGCAAAUGGCUGUUGCCAACCUGUGCACUCACAAACAAACACACGCGCGCGCGCCAUUCAUUUCCGGACCCAUGCAGACAUUGCAAAGCGUCGUGAUGGCGCCCUUUUCAAGGUUUAGACAAAUGGACGGACAUACUUUUUGCAGGGAACGAUAAUGUGUACAGAAGCACACGUACACAGAGUUCGCUAUUUGUUCUGGUUUGUCAGUGUGCCAGCCAAGUGUCAGCAAUAGUUUAUGGACUGCGGUAGUGAAAAAUCGAAAAUCUACUCGCUUCACUCAUUUUUUUUAAUCUAGAUUUGCAAUCUCCCCGUCGUGUGCUUUAUGAGAAUUUGUUCACUGAUAGCAAUGCGCUUAAUUCUGGGCUCGGGUUUUUAUUCUUCCUUGUUCCCCUUCGUACACUGGCAAUCGCUCAAUGCCACUCGGCGUAACAUGUGCAAUCAUCCGAUGUUCACGUUCAAUGUCAACGUUUAAAUUUUUUCAAAAUAAUCGAAAAAAUUAAAUUGAACUUAAAAAAAAGAAACAGAAAAGGAGUGAUUGUAUUUGGUGUUGUCCUUCAACGAACGCUUAAGUUUAAGAGAAAAAAAAUACCACAGCAAAAAACUUUCCACCAAAGGCAUCCACGGCAGCAGUAACGUCGCGGCAGGCUAGCAAAGUGGUUUCAAUCUUCCGCAGGGUCGGAAAGGAAUGACCGUCUAAUUGCAUUAAGAUGCCAUCCCCGCUUGGAUAUAUUGUUUUCUUUUUUUUUGUUGUAUUCAUCUUCUUCUUGUUGCUCACGGCAAAACCACUUGGUGGGAAAAAUUGGAUCGGGACAAGACCUAAGAUAAGGACCGCUUUCGCUUCGUAAUGAAACCAUCAGGUUGGAGAGGAUGGAAUAGCUCAAGUAAGGGAAACAUCCCGUUCAUAACGUUUUGCCACGGGAAGCGAAAGGAAUAUUCACCAAAGCGGGUUUCGGGACAUAAUGUGUAUGGGUAUGUGUGUGUGUGGGUGUGUGUGGGUGUAUAAAAGUGUGGAAAACGGAAACGCCAACAGCUAUUAUAAAAGAGCGCACCAAUGUAAUUCAAGGGCCGCUGGAUAGCGGAUAUCGAUUUUAACUUCUUUUUAUCACGCGAAAGGGAAACGCAAGUGGAAAUACACAAAUGGAGGAAAUUGUAAGGGAUGAUAAUAUUUUCCCGUUGUCUGAAAUUUGGUAUUUUUUCGUAUCUUCAUAAUUUUUUUCUUCUCCUUAGUAACAUGAGUUGGGUGAUUUUUUGAGGGAGGAAGAUCCUUCACUGCCCUGGCCGCUUUGGCAAGUGUGCAGGCUGGUUGCUAAAGCGGUUCCUAAUAUGGUGAAAUGCUUUCAAUUAAUCAUAUGGCGGGUGUGAAAAGUGUUUUUUCCUUCCGGGUCCGGUUGGUCAAAUCGGCUGCUGUGUUGAUGUCGAUGUAAUUAGUGCACUGGUGGUGCUACCUCCACAUCCGAUCAUAUCAUAUCGAUUGACGCUAACGACAAUAGAAUGAGCAGUAGAUGUUUCGCUUUGCGCUCGAAUCAAUAGCAAACCGUAUCGAGAUUGCAAGUUUACUAUAUAAUAUGAGUCGGAAUUAUCAGUUUCUCAUUAUCAGAUUUAGAAAGAAGAUGUGUAGAACUGAACGGAGAAAAUAAAGAACUAGCACAAUUUGAA
Messenger RNA from Anopheles funestus (African malaria mosquito), 5122 nucleotides. RefSeq names its product histone acetyltransferase KAT6B-like. Gene Ontology annotation, biological process: regulation of DNA-templated transcription. NCBI's taxonomy places the organism in Eukaryota, Metazoa, Arthropoda, Insecta, Diptera, Culicidae. Bases 319 to 3072 code for a protein of 917 amino acids. Gene Ontology annotation, cellular component: MOZ/MORF histone acetyltransferase complex. Gene Ontology annotation, molecular function: histone acetyltransferase activity; DNA binding. The transcript has a single exon. The record is from RefSeq and is a predicted model, not a curated record.